AUGUUUGGAGGACAUCAAGAAAUAAUAAAUAUCGAAGGAACUUCAACUCAGGAAGGAGAACCUUCUUCGGCUGGGAUGAGACUUAGGGAAAAAAAUAAAGUCUGUUAUAUCGAAAGCCCAACAGUGACGGAUUCCUCUGGUUCGGAAUACCAAGAUAAACCUAAGAAGGCAACUUAUACAGUUCCCAGUCAAGUAUUCCACGACAAACACCGGAUUUGUACAGACAGUGAUGACAUAGUCGAGCAGAUGCAGAUGUUAGAGGAGGAUUUUAAAAAGUUCACAAAGGCAUUCCAAAAACUUGAAAAUACAAAAAAAUGUGUAUUAACAUCUGGGAAGGUUGUUGAAGAUGAGUUAUACAAGUUUGGCAUGAGAUGCAAUUAUGAACAGUAA
Messenger RNA from Acaulospora colombiana, 390 nucleotides. The record is from the annotation of a GenBank genome assembly. NCBI's taxonomy places the organism in Eukaryota, Fungi, Glomeromycota, Glomeromycetes, Diversisporales, Acaulosporaceae.